Molecule: messenger RNA, 2715 nt
Organism: Ascoidea rubescens DSM 1968
Lineage: Eukaryota; Fungi; Ascomycota; Saccharomycetes; Ascoideales; Ascoideaceae
Gene: CHL1
Product: DNA helicase
Exons: 1
Coding region: 1-2715 (904 amino acids)
Biological process (GO): nucleobase-containing compound metabolic process; establishment of sister chromatid cohesion
Cellular component (GO): nucleus
Molecular function (GO): DNA binding; ATP binding; DNA helicase activity
Source: RefSeq, a predicted model, not a curated record
AUGGUCGACUUCCACCAUCCCUUCACGCCCUACGCCAUCCAGCUCCAGUUGAUGGACACCAUCUACGAGACGCUCUCCAACGACGAUCUCAAGGUGGGUCUAUUUGAGAGCCCCACAGGCACAGGCAAGACGCUUUCGAUAAUUGCCUCGACUUUGACGUAUUUGAGGAACUAUCACAACAGCCAUUUAUUGAAUGUGAGCAGCAGAAGUGGCGCUGGCAACGGUGAUGAUGAUGAUGAUGAUGAACCGGAUUGGGUGAACCAAAACUAUUACAAAAACCUAAUUGAUGACAAAUUGGAGGUUUUGCAAGAGUACGAAGACAAUCUCGACAAUCUAAAGGAAAAGUUACACCAGCACUCAAUUUCUUCGCAGAUGUUGAUUUCGAACGAUGAUCUGAACCGCAACUCUAAAAAACGAAGAAAAAUCCAGAAAAUCAAUAUCGAAAUUGAUGAUGACGAUUUGGAGUAUUUACCAAGCAAUCAGCUAUCCAAUGAAGGUAAAACGUACGGUUAUGACAAAGACGCCAGUUUGGAAAAUAAAAACAACUCAAUUUCAAUUGAAAUUCAAAAUUUGUUAUCAAAAUUAUCCAGUAAAAAUAACCAUGAUAACCUUAACCAUGAUAACCUUAAUAAUGACAAUGAUAAUGAUAAAAUUAAGCCAAUCUUGGAUUACGAUCAAAAAACGAAGAUUUUUUUCUCUUCAAGAACUCAUUCUCAAUUAUCUCAAUUCAUAUCUCAAUUGAAUUUAUAUCUCCAUAACACUUAUAACAAUAAAGAUGAUAAAGAUGAUAAAGAUAAUAAAGAUAAUAACAACCACUUGGCUUUAAAUUUACUUGAUAAUUCCUUCAAUUUAAAUAACUACCAUCUAAAAUAUCUACCAAUCGGUUCAAGAUUGCAUUUAUGCAUAAAUGACAACAUCAAAAGCUUGAAUAACAUAUCUUUAAUCAACGACGCAUGUCUCGACCUCCAGAAUAUCCCCUCCGACAAAUCAAUUGAUAAAAAGAAGAAUAAACUAAAGAGUACUCUAAAGAACUGCUCGUACUAUGAAAACUCAAAAGAUCAAAAUUUAGUCAUCAAAUUCAGAGAUCUAAUCUUCAGCGAUAUUAACGACAUCACUCAACUAAACUCAUUGGGCAAACACUUGAACGUUUGUCCCUUUUAUUCAAUUAAAAACGAAUCAAAUUCAAUUGUAGAUUUAAUCUCUCUACCCUAUCAAUUGCUACUAAUUAAAAACAAACACGUCAAUGCCAAUUUGAAUCUCAAAAAUUCAAUCAUAAUCAUAGAUGAAGCUCAUAAUUUGAUUGAUACAAUCAUCAAUUUAAAUUCAAUCACAGUCUCCUUGAGCAAUAUCAUAUUGAUCAAAAACUCAUUGAAUUUAUAUUUGAAAAAAUUCAUUAAAAAACUAAACUCGUACAAUCGAGUCAAUCUAAUCAAAUUGAUUAAGUUUCUAACCAUUUUGUACAACUUUAUCAACAAUAAAAAGAACGAUCCAGGUUUUAAGAUCAAACCAGGACUAGAAAUUAACAUUUUAGAUAUCUUUAAUGAAAAAUCCACCGGCGAUUUACUCAAUAUUUAUAAACUAGAAAAUUACUUGAAUAAAUCCAAAAUCGCUUACAAGAUUCAGAAAUAUAUCAACAAUGUAACGGGUGAAAGAAACAAUACACCGCUACUAUUCGAUCUAAUUGAAUUUCUAAAGGUUUUAUCCAAUCCAUCAAAGGAAGGCAAAAUCUAUUUCGAUUUCAUCAGCAAAAGUAAAACCGAAAAGGAUAUAACUAUAAACUACAUGCUAUUAGAUCCAAUUGAAACAUUCAAGGAUAUUGUAUUGAACUGUAAGAAAUUGAUACUAAUUGGAGGUACAAUGGAACCAAUGAGUGACUAUGUCAAGUAUUUGUUUCCAUAUUUAGACGAGAAAAAACAAAUCAAAAAAUUUAGUUGUGGACAUAUUGUCGAUAGAGAUAAUUUAAAUGUUUUUGUGGUUAAUAGUAAUAAUAAUAAUAUGAAAUAUGAUUUUUCAUUUUUAAGCAGAAAUAAUGUUAAUAUGUUAAUUGGGCUAUUGAAAAGUAUAAUUCAUAUUACUAAAAGCAUACCAGACGGUAUCGUUAUGUUUUUUCCUAGCUAUAAAUACAUGGAUCAAGUAAUUGGCAUUUGGAAAGCUAAGGAAAGGAAGUCAUGGGACAAAUUGAAUGAGAUGAAAAAGAUUUUUUAUGAAUCAAGCGAUAGUAGUGAUAUAAAUAAAGUUUUAAAUGAUUAUUCUGAUCAUAUUUUAAAUAGUGAUAAUAAUAACAAUAAUAAUGGUGGAUUAUUAUUUUCAGUUGUUGGUGGGAAAAUGUCAGAAGGAAUAAACUUUUCCGAUUCACUAGCUAGAGGAAUUCUAAUGAUUGGAUUGCCAUUUCCGAAUUUGUUCAGUGGGAAGUUAAUCAGCAGAAGAAAAUAUAUUGAAGACACAGUUUUGAAGAAUGGGGGUGAUAUGAAAAAAGCAAGAGAGGAAUCGAUGAAUUUUUAUGAGAAUAUCUGUAUGAGAGCAGUUAAUCAAAGUGUUGGUAGAUCAAUUCGCCAUAUAAAAGAUUAUUCAAGUAUAUAUUUGAUUGACCAUAGAUACAACCAGGAAAAAAUCCAGGGAAAGCUAAGCAAGUGGAUUCGAGACAGGAUCAUAACUACGAAAAAUGAAGAUGAAAUCGUUACGCUAACUAGGGAAUUUUUCAAUAAGAAAAGAUAA